AUGCGGCUUUUCGUUCGCGCGUUGCUGCUGCUACUAGUUGGCAUAGCAGCGGCGCUAUGUGUGGCCAAAAACCCAGCGGACUCGAUUUUAUCGGCCGUUGUGAAGGUUAAGAAGUCAGAGGCUGUGUUUUACGCGUCCAGCGCUGCCGAGGAGAACUGGGGUGCGUCGCUGGAGGCCCAGAAGCUUAGCGACGGUGAAAGACACGCUUUUUAUCCGUUAGUGUAUAAUGCAACGGGGCUGGGUGAUGGAUUCGGCUGCACAUCAAAGGAGACAUUGCUCAAUCAUAGCACUAGUGGUAAUGUCUCUGUGUCUUUCAAUUUGUCAGGCACUAGUAGUGCAGCCCUGCUUGGACUGCCUGACGAGCCCUUUGUGCUGCUAGUGGAUCGAAGCGGUUGUACUUUUGCAGAAAAAGCGUUUUACGCACAGGAAUUAGGGGCUGCUAUUCUUAUUGUAACAGAUACUCGGGAACAGCUUCACAAUCGCGUCAGUGCCGCUGGUACUUCUAAAGAAGAUAAGCAAAUGGAGUAUAGCUGCUCGCGUGGUUCAGGCAACCUUGACUCAAAUGUAGAAAUUAAUGACUUUACUUCCUCUGUAUGGGCAGAGGACACGGGUGUGCGAUCUUGCGCGGGUAGCAGCAGGUGCUCAUCGCACAUGUGCACGCCGUCAGGUGGUGCGAACAAGCAGGUAUGCUGCGUGUGGGAUAUUCCUGAUCUCAUGGGCUUCAACACAUCGAACGUUGUUACAGACAAGAGUAGCGUGAGCGGCAUUGUUGUUGUACGAAUCUCCAUUGCUGACGGUGAUUCGCUAAAAAGGAUGUUGGCGUCUAGAAGCGAGGACAAGGACGGUCAACUGUUGAUAUCUGUGUACGAGCGCGAUCCGCCUCUCGUCGAUCCUUCUCAGGUCAUUCUGUGGAUUGUUGCUUGUGCAACAGUGCUGAUUGGGUCUUACAAGGGUGCAGCCUAUGAACGAACUAAGGCUCAGCUUAAGGCCGCACUUAUCGCUGCUGAUGUUACCUCUUCAGAUGCUAUCGCUCUAGCUCGAGUGGCGUAUGAGGAGCACGACGAACAGGUUCCAGAACAGGAGCAUUUUGAUUUGAAAUCCUGGCACGCGCUCGCAUUUUUGGUGCUUGGUUCGGGUAUUUUGUUUUUGCUAUUUUUUGUAAAUUUGGUGAUUGUGGUUGUGAUAAUCUUUGGAAUUGGAGCCGUGUUCGCUACCUUUCAGAUUAUAUGGGCGCCCCUUAUGCGACGUUUUCCGAUAAAAAUCUUGCAUAAGCUACCGUGGCGGGAUGUCUUAUGGCAAUGGGAUCGUAUACUGGUGCCUGCGACGUGGAGCAUUGGAAAUUUGCUUGCGCUGGUAUUAUCGUGUGGAAUUGUGCUCCUUUGGUUUCUUGUUCGCUUUCAUUCGUAUUCGUGGAUUUUUCAGGAUAUUUUUGGUGUAUGCUUUUGCCUUGUGUUUUUGCGAAGUGCUCGGUUACCUAAUGUGAAGGUGGCCUCGGUGCUGCUUGUCCUGGCCUUUUUGUACGACAUUUUUAUGGUGUUCAUUUCACCGUAUAUAUUCAACAAAAGCGUCAUGAUUAAGGUAGCCACAGGCGGUGCACAAAGCACUGCCACUGGUGGUGUAUCAAGUGGGUACUGUCUACGCUAUCCUGCUGAUACAAAACAUGAUUGUCACGGUGAAUUGAUGCCGAUUUUACUUCGAGUUCCGAAGGUGCUGGACUGGAGAGCAGGAUCUUCACUUUUGGGCCUUGGCGACAUCGUGCUACCUGGUUUGCUGCUAGUAUUCUGUGCACGAUACGACUAUGCUACACGUGGUCAGCUAUUUGGGCGUUUAGUGCCUCCGCAUGGCAAAGCAUUUGACCAACGCCCGGUAUGUCAUGUCUUGGACGGCUCGCUAGCAACGACACAUGGAGAUGACGCCGAUUUGGACAUGAUAGGAGCAGAGCUUGGCACAAAAAGGCACUAUCCAUGCCGGCGUGGGCUAUUCUGUUUGCUAAUAUGGGGUUACACAGUUGGUCUACUCCUCGCUAAUAUCGGCGUCGUGACCUCAGGCAAUGGCCAGCCAGCAUUGAUGUAUCUAGUACCCUGUACACUUGGUGUAUUGGUAAUUGUGGGAUGGCGACGGGGAAUUUUAGGCAAGCUGUGGGUAGGCCCGCCAGAACUUGUCCCUGGAUAUGCUCAUCGCGAGAGCACCAUAAGUGGUGGUAGGCUAGAUAUUUACGGCGCAACGCGGUUUAUUGACCCUACUAAAUCUGCAACAAGCGAGCUGGUUCUACUCCAGCAGCACCAAAUUGGUACGGACACUCCUAUGUCGGGUGGGUUAUAUGAAAUAAGCGAUGACAGUCGUCCCCUCAGUUUUGUCCAGCAGCAUUGCGGCAAGUUUAAGCGGUAA
This is a messenger RNA of Peronospora belbahrii, 2388 nucleotides long. NCBI's taxonomy places the organism in Eukaryota, Oomycota, Peronosporomycetes, Peronosporales, Peronosporaceae. The record is from the annotation of a GenBank genome assembly.